Aricia agestis (brown argus) is the source of this 955-nucleotide messenger RNA. Its product is annotated as calcyphosin-like protein. Gene Ontology annotation, molecular function: calcium ion binding. The transcript is spliced from 8 exons. Lineage: Eukaryota; Metazoa; Arthropoda; Insecta; Lepidoptera; Lycaenidae. Bases 68 to 835 code for a protein of 255 amino acids. The record is from RefSeq and is a predicted model, not a curated record.
CUGUUACAGUAGGUAUAGAAUAUUAUACUUAUUUUUGCAUACAAAAUUCACUGCCCUAAAGAAAACGAUGUCAUUCACAAGAGGAAGGAUGCACAGCGCUUCUAUGGCAGCCUGCAUCAAUUACGAGAAGGAUCUACCCAAACUUAACAAGGACGACAAUAAGGGCACCUUGAACAUCAUGGAUGCUCAAUUAGCCUUCCACCGCCCACAGUCGGCGACCUCGCGUCAGGACGAAGAGCUGAUGCAGAGCAGCAACAGAUCAUUGGUUUCAGAGACCGACCCGCUUGAGAAGUUACGACUGCUCUGUUUGUCGCGCGGCGCUACUGGCAUUCUGGGCUUGGGAAGGAUCUUCCGACGAAUGGACGACGAUGGCAGCAAACAGCUUAACUUGGAGGAGUUUAUUAACGGCAUCAAAGAAACUGGUCUCGAACUGAGCCACGAAGACGCCGAAUCUCUGUUCAAUCAGUUCGACACAGACAAGAGCGGCUCGAUAAGUCUCGACGAGUUUUUGAACAAAAUCCGUCCCCCAAUGCACGAUUCCCGUCGUGCCAUAGUCGAGCAGGCGUUCAGGAAACUGGACAAGACUGGUGAUGGGAUUGUGUCUGUCGAAGAUCUUAGAGGAGUUUACCGCCCUGAGGCACACCCGAGAUACAUGAGUGGAGAGGAGACAGCCGAUGCGAUAUUUAACAAGUUCCUCUCAAACUUUGAAACUGAAGGAAUUGUGGAUGGCAAGGUGACGUUGGAGGAAUUCAUGAACUACUACAGUGCUAUCAGCGUGUCCAUCGACAACGACUGCUAUUUCGACCUCAUGAUGCGUCAGGCCUACAAGCUGUAGUCAGUCUCGUCAUCAUCAAUACAAUUGCACAUUUCAAGAUACUACUCAAAAUAUAUUAGUGUCUAUAUUUCACUCUAAAGCAUUGCAUUUGAAUAUUUUAAAAUAAAAUAUCAUAACUGA